AUGCAAUGGCUCACCAUGCUUUAUUUCUAUCACAGAUCACUGAAUAUUAACCCCUUCACUCCAACAAUCCUUUCAUUUUUUGUCUUCAAUUCUUUAUUGCAAAUCGGCGAUGGUCUUUGCUCGAUCCCGUGGACAAGUCAUUGGUGGCACGGAGAAAGACAGAUUUUGAUCUCCGAUAAUCACUGGUCCCAUUUUGGAGAAUGUGUUCAAAAAAACGAUGAUCACUUUUUCUUAUUCAAAAGUAAUAUCUCUCGUCUCACAUGUUUUCGAUGCGUUUUCCCAUCACUUGUCCACGAGAAUGUUCUACAAUAUAAAACAACGAAAUGCAUUUCGGAUCGAGAAAUGUCACUGGAGAAAUGCCGAGAAAAAUUGAGUGGAGAUGCGCCGAUGGAGACCUUGUUUAGAGUUGACGGGAAAGCGGAGAAAUGUCCCCUUUCAACUCCACUCAAUUUCACAUAUCAGAAUGCACAAGGGAUUUGUGCAUCGAGGACAUCCAAUAUUCAAAAAUGUGUGAACGAGAAACGAUUGAAAAUCCAAUACGAGGCUUGUCCUGAACUGCCAAAUACGGAAGCGGCAGGAAUUGAGAUCGAAUGUAUCGGUUGGUGGGAAAGUUUGGGAUGGAAAUUCCUGGCCUCUCGUCUCAUACAAUCAGCCAAAAAGAAAGCUUCUCAUCGAUGCAUUAUUCUUGACGGUGACAACUCAAAAGGUCGUUUGGGAAUCUCGGCUGAUUCGAGCUGUCACGAAUUGACUCAUCUAAGUGCCGCAUCAACACUUAUCUCAUAUCGAAUUGAUACGGAACUUGUCUCGAAUUGUGAUUUCCCGGAACAAUUUGAUAAAAUGGAUUGGAUUGCAGCAAGUACAACACAUAAACAUCAAUUUAGAGGAGGUGAAUGGACAUCAUCUCAUUCAUCGAAAAGACAUUCACAAAGAUUGUGUCUCACCGAAACAGCACAAAGCUCUCGAUCAAUGGAAAUGUUGGGAAAUGACAAUGAGCCGAUCAAUCAAAUCAUUCGUUUCUUUCGUGUUCAUGUCACUGAUGGAUGCACUGUCGGGUAUCAAUGUGUUAAAAUGACUGAAAUCCUUUCAACGGUGAUUCAAAUCGAAUUCGGAAUCGUUUCACCGAAUGAGUUUGAAUCGUGCGGAGAAGAAAUGAUUGUGAUACAAAGAGAGACAAUUGUACACCACAAAGCACAGACAAAUUGUCCAUCUCGUGGUCUUCAUUUUAUUCCAUCUUGUUCAUUUCCCGUUUUCGAAUCAGGUUGCACGAAUCGACAACACUUUCAUCUGCGAAAGACAUGUCAACAAGAAAGUGAAAAGAUCACUUGUUUGGCCACAUGGAUGGAGGGAAAUCAAGUGUUCCUUCUCGCAAAACAAAAUCAUCAUUCAAUACAAUGCUUGUUAUUGACGGGUACUCGUGUCCGCUCAUUUCCCCUCACUCCUUGUCAUUCUCAAUCCAUUCAAUUCACCCAUCCAGCUCUCGAUUUCACCACCACUAAUGCGGAAACUUGUACGACCGGUCUCUUUGCCGGUUUCCUCUCCUCAUCAUUCACCGCCAUUCCUUUCAAAACUUUCACAUUUUUGAUUUUCUUCAUGUUUUUGUUG
Mesorhabditis belari is the source of this 1602-nucleotide messenger RNA. The record is from the annotation of a GenBank genome assembly. Lineage: Eukaryota; Metazoa; Nematoda; Chromadorea; Rhabditida; Rhabditidae.